AUGGCAUCAACUCCAGCACAGCUUGUUUUGCAAACUUUACAAUAUAGAAGCACCAUUUCAGGCUACAGUUCUGCCUUGUUUAAAGCUGUUAAGGAAAUGUAUUCUUUUCUUUCCCUUUCUUCCUUUCCUUCUUACCCUCCUCCUACUCCUCCUCCUCCACUUGCCAUCGGCCACCACAUCUCGACGUAUCCAGUGAAUGACCAUGCCAUUACUCGGUAUACUAUGUUAUAUACGUCGAGACAUCGGAAAUAUCACUCGAGAUUGUCCGAGUCAAUUUCAUAUCCUGUGACUGGAGUAAGGUGCCGUGAUGCACAAACCCGGCCCCUAAGGGCCUGUCUUGGCCGAAACCUUAAACCAUGCAUGGAAGAUGAAAAACCAAUCAAAUUGCCUGAAUCGUAUGCCAUGAAUGGUGGAGAUGGAACUUGCAGUUAUGCCCAAAACUCAUCUUAUCAGAGGGGAGCAGUAGAUGGUGCACAGGAACUCAUCAAAGAAGGAGUUGCAGCCAAACUUGACAUAAAACAGCUUUCUUCAUCUUCUUCUUUAAACCGAUUUUGCAUUGCAGACUUCGGGUGCUCUACAGGACCCAACACACUUCUGGCAGUGCAGGUCAUACUUGAAGCCGUGGAGCAAAAGUUCAAAUCAGAAAAACUAACAGCCCAACUCCCCGAAUUUCAGGUGUUCUUCAAUGACCAUAUCCUGAAUGAUUUCAACACCCUAUUCCAAUCUCUUCCACCUGAAAGACGAUACCGUGCUGCCGGAGUGGCUGGCUCUUUCUACCGCCGAGUACUUCCCAAGGCCUCUCUUCACUUUGCUUUCUCCUCUUCUUCAUUGUGUUGGAUCUCCGAAUUGCCGGAAGAGAUUCUGGACAGUAACUCUCCGGCGUGGAAUAAGGGAAGAAUUCACUAUACAGGAGCCAGAAAGGAAGUUUCUGAGGCUUAUGCUCUUCAAUAUGCAAAAGACUUGGAUGCAUUCUUGCAUGCAAGAGCAGAAGAGCUUGUGGGUGGAGGGCUAAUGGCUCUUUUGAUUCCUGCUGUCCCUAAUGUUAUGAUCUCUUCUGAGACUACCAUUGGGACUGAGAUCGAUCUUCUCGGAUCUUGCCUCAUGGAUAUGGCCAAGAUGGGAUCAUUCAGUGAAGCUAAAGUAGACUCCUUCAACUUGCCUUUAUAUUUUCCACCCAUUGAGGAAUUGGAGGCAUUGAUAGAGGCAAACACAAGCUUCAGCCUAGAGAGAAUGGAGAUCAUGAACAACCCUCCGAAACAUGUCGCCAUGCCUAGUGUCAGACAUCGCACACUGUUCUUGAGGGCUUGCUUCGAGGGACUUUUGGAGAAUCAUUUCGGAAGUCAUAUCAUGGAUGAACUGUUCAAACGUUAUUCUAAGAAAGUUGCCGAGUCUUCCUUCACCAUGAAUCCAGACAAUGAUAAGUCCAUUUUUAUGUUAGUACUCCUUAAGCGUAAAAGUGAGUCCCCAGAGACAGAUUCACCCUAG
Molecule: messenger RNA, 1485 nt
Organism: Ilex paraguariensis (yerba mate)
Lineage: Eukaryota; Viridiplantae; Streptophyta; Magnoliopsida; Aquifoliales; Aquifoliaceae
Source: the annotation of a GenBank genome assembly